This is a messenger RNA of Colletotrichum graminicola M1.001, 513 nucleotides long. RefSeq lists its product as uncharacterized. The coding region runs from base 1 to 513 and encodes 170 amino acids. The transcript has 2 exons. Lineage: Eukaryota; Fungi; Ascomycota; Sordariomycetes; Glomerellales; Glomerellaceae. The record is from RefSeq and is a predicted model, not a curated record.
AUGUCACUAGUGGAGCACGCCCACGCCCUGUCCGGACCCACAAUGGCCGGCUGGCCUCCGGAAUUGUCUCCGGCGCGCCCGCUCCUGGGUCUGCUCGUCUUCGCCUUCGCUUUGUUGCUCGAGCCGCCUCAACAGGGCGCGAGAAGUUGGUGGCAGAAACGUUGGCGCGAGGCCCGCAUCAUCACAACCCCUGCGGGCAUCAAGAAACCAAGCCCGACCGGUAUUGUUCCGCUUUCUUAUCGCCCAUAUGGCAAGCACGCAAAGCUGUCCAUCAAGUCGAGGCUCAUCGUUAUGUGUAUAUUCAAAGUCCUUCGUCGCCACCGACUGAUGCCCCUAGCGGGUUCGACCACCCGAGCCUAUGUGUUCCAGUUACUAGAGCGAGACUACGGAUGGCGAUCCACCGAGCGCACCAUCCAUUUAGCAGUUACAGCGGCCUACCACUGCUUCAUGGCUUGCGACAAGCAUCUCACAAGCCAACCCAGUCAGCAAGCCGGCAUGAUGUACCGACGGUGA